UUGCUGAAGAGCCAUCUCACGGCAGAUCCCGGAGAGGAUGGGGCUUGGCGCGUAGGCGGAGGUAGUUACUGGUUUUACCAGUGCAAGGCGAGGGUUGCCAUAGCUUUUUAUGUAGGGUGACCAGAACCGGCUGGAACUGGUUUGAGGCAGAUCAGCUCCUGAACACAAUGCAGUCACUGAGCUACUACAGUGGGAUAGCUUCCUCCCUUCAUGGCAGCCAAAAGCAGAGGAGCUUGCAGAAAGAUACCAUCCCAAAACAGUAUGUGAAUGCACACUUUAGACACACAGCACUGGCCUAUUGAUUGGGGCUGCCUUUAACCCUUUCAUAUUUGCAGAGGUAAUGCAUCUGUGGCAGUAACUGAGCAUUGGCUAAAAAAAAUCUUUCAAAGGUCAAGGUUCACAAGAUUUGCUUACAAUCAAAUACAUGACCAUGGGGGAUAUGAAGACCCCAGAUUUCGAUGACCUUCUUGCAGCCUUUGACAUACCAGACAUGGUCGAUCCAAAAGCAGCUAUUGAAUCUGGACAUGAUGACCAUGAAAGCCACAUAAAACAAAAUGCUCACACAGAUGAAGAUUCUCAUGCCCCAUCAUCAUCUGAUGUUGGUGUGAGUGUCAUUGUGAAAAAUGUGCGUACUAUUGAUUCUUCCGAAGGAGUGGACAAGGAUGGCCACCAUUCCACAGGCAAUGGCUUGCAUAAUGGCUUUCUAACGUCAUCAGCUCUUGAUAGUUACAGUAAAGAUGAAGGGAAGUCACUUAAAGAUGAUGGGUCAGCUUCUGAGACUACACUGAAGGAUUCGGCUUUCAACCAGUUUAGCCCGAUAUCAAGUGCUGAAGAAUUUGAUGAUGAUGAAAAAAUUGAAGUGGAUGACCCCCCAGAUAAGGAGGAGAUGCGUGCAAAUUUCAGAGCAAAUGUCUUGGCAGGAUCUGUAUCUCAGCAGGAAUAUGACAAACUAAAGGCACUUGGAGGGGAGAACUUGAUUAAAUCUGGAAUCCCAGUUUCAAGUAGUAUAGAUAAAAAUAAAGUUGCUAAACGAGAGACAGAGACAAACUCCAUGAAUUUAAGUGUCUAUGAGCCUUUUAAAGCUCGAAAAACAGAGGACAAAUUGCUAAAAGACAAUUCUGAAAAGCUUCUUGAAAACAGGGUACUUGAUGGAAAACUGAGUACUGAAAAAAGUGAAACAAAUCUUGCCAGCAUUUCACAGUCGAAAGCAAAGUCAUCAGCAAAGCUUUCUUCAUGCAUUGCUGCAAUUGCAGCACUGAGUGCUAAAAAGGCAGCUACAGAUACUGGUAAAGAUUUACAGUCUAAUUCAGGAGAAUCUUCUCCAUUACCAAAAGACAUGGGUGAAAGUCCCCAGGCUAUUGAAAAAUCACCUGAAUCUCAGAGUCUCAUUGAUGGUGCUAAAAAGCCAUCUAUCAAACCACCUGAUAGUCCCAGAAGUGUAUCAAGUGAAAACAGUAGCAAAGGGUCUCCAUCUUCUCCUGCAGGGUCAACACCAGCAAUUCCUAAAGUUCGCAUAAAAACCAUCAAGACUUCUUCUGGGGAGAUCAAGAGAACUGUUACCAGAGUGUUGCCAGAAGUUGAUUUGGACUCUGGUAAAAAGCCAGAGCAGACUGCUUCUAUGGUAACUUCCAUGACAUCUCUCCUGUCCUCGCCAACUUCUGCUGCUGUUCUUUCCUCUCCUCCUAGAGCUCCUCUCCAGUCCACAGUUGUCACCAAUGCAGUUGCAUCUGCAGAACUUGCACCAAAACAGGUCACUAUCAAACCUGUGGCUACUGCCUUUCUCCCUGUUUCAGCAGUUAAAACAGCAGGUUCACAAGUUAUUAAUUUGAAGCUUGCUAACAAUACUACAGUGAAAGCCACUGUAAUAUCUGCUGCUUCAGUGCAGAGUGCCAGUAGCGCCAUUAUAAAAGCUGCCAAUGCUAUACAACAGCAGACUGUUGUGGUGCCAGCAUCAAGCCUUGCCAGUGCUAAACUUGUGCCAAAGACAGUCCAUCUUGCCAACCUUAAUCUUCUGCCUCAAGGUGCUCAAACCACCUCUGAACUCCGCCAAGUGCUAACGAAACCUCAGCAACAAAUAAAGCAGGCAAUAAUUUCUGCAGCAGCCUCACAGCCUUCUAAAAAAGUGUCUCGAGUCCAGGUGGUGUCAUCUCUACAAAGUUCUGUAGUGGAAGCAUUCAAUAAGGUGCUGAGUAGUGUCAAUCCCGUACCAGUUUACAUCCCAAACCUUAGUCCCCCUGCCAAUGCCGGAAUAACGUUACCAACACGAGGUUACAAGUGUUUGGAGUGUGGUGACUCAUUUGCUCUUGAGAAGAGCCUGACCCAGCAUUAUGACAGGAGGAGCGUGCGAAUUGAAGUGACAUGUAAUCAUUGUACAAAGAAUUUAGUUUUCUACAAUAAAUGCAGUCUUCUUUCCCAUGCUCGUGGACACAAGGAAAAAGGAGUUGUAAUGCAAUGUUCACACCUGAUUUUAAAACCAGUCCCAGCAGAUCAAAUGAUAGCAUCUCCUUCAAGCAAUACUGCUACAUCUAUGCUUCAAAGCCCUGUGGGAGUUGGCACACAUACUGUAACAAAGAUACAGUCUGGCAUAACUGGGACAGUAAUAUCAGCCCCAGCAAGUACACCUGUCAUUCCAGCUAUGCCACUAGAUGAAGAUCCAUCAAAACUCUGUAGACAUAGUCUAAAGUGCUUGGAGUGUAAUGAAGUUUUCCAAGAUGAGACAUCUCUUGCAACUCAUUUCCAGCAGGCUGCAGACACAAGUGGACAAAAGACAUGCAAUAUCUGCCAGAUGCUGCUUCCUAACCAGUGCAGUUUUGCAUCACACCAGAGAAUUCAUCAGCAUAAAUCUCCAUACACGUGUCCAGAAUGUGGAGCAAUCUGCAGAUCUGUCCACUUCCAGACUCAUGUCACUAAGAACUGCCUGCAUUAUACCCGAAGAGUUGGUUUUCGCUGCGUGCAUUGCAAUGUUGUAUACUCUGAUGUGGCGGCGCUCAAGUCUCAUAUUCAAGGUUGUCACUGUGAAGUCUUUUACAAGUGUCCUAUCUGUCCCAUGGCAUUUAAAUCUGCUCCCAGCACACACUCCCAUGCCUAUACACAACACCCGGGUAUCAAGAUAGGCGAACCAAAAAUAAUAUAUAAAUGCUCUAUGUGUGACACUGUGUUUACUCUACAACCUUUGCUCUAUCGCCACUUUGAUCAGCACAUUGAAAACCAGAAGGUGUCUGUUUUCAAGUGUCCAGACUGUUCUCUUCUAUAUGCACAGAAACAGCUUAUGAUGGAUCAUAUCAAGUCUAUGCAUGGAACUCUGAAAAGUGUUGAGGGGCCACCAAACCUGGGGAUAAAUCUGCCUCUCAGUACUAAACCCACAACUCAGAACUCAGCCAGUCACAACAAAGAGGACACAAAAUCUGUCAACGGAACAGAAAAGCUGGAGAAGAAAUCUCCUUCUCCCAUAAAGAAAGCAGAGCCUAAAAAAGUCGCUAAUCCUGGCUGGACUUGUUGGGAGUGUGAUCGGCUCUUCACUCAGAGAGACGUUUACAUCUCUCAUAUGAGGAAAGAACAUGGAAAGCAAAUGAAGAAACAUCCGUGUCGACAAUGUGACAAAUCUUUCAGUUCAUCCCAUAGUUUAUGUCGUCAUAAUCGUAUCAAGCACAAAGGCAUUAGGAAGGUUUAUACAUGCUCGCACUGCCCAGAUUCAAGACGUACUUUUACCAAGAGGUUGAUGUUGGAAAAACAUAUUCAGUUGAUGCAUGGCAUUAAAGACCCUGAUGUGAAAGAAAUGACUGAAUCAACCAAUAUGGAAGAAAGGGAGGUAAAAGAAGACACAAAGGUUCCUAGUCCAAAGCGUAAAUUGGAAGAACCUGUACUGGAAUUCAGGCCUCCACGAGGUGCAAUCACUCAGCCAUUGAAGAAGCUAAAGAUAAAUGUUUUUAAAGUUCACAAGUGUGCUGUUUGUGGCUUUACAACAGAAAAUCUUCUCCAGUUUCAUGAACAUAUUCCUCAGCAUAAAUCUGAUGGCUCUUCAUACCAAUGCAGGGAAUGUGGACUGUGCUACACAUCUCACGUGUCCCUCUCCAGACAUCUCUUCAUUGUACAUAAGCUGAAGGAGCCUCAGCCAGUAUCAAAACAAAACGGGUCUGGGGAGGAUAAUCAGCAAGAAAAUAAACCCAAUCACGAAGAUGAAUCAUCUGACAGUACAGCAUCAGACAGAAGAUGCAAAGUGUGUGCAAAGACUUUUGAAACUGAAGCGGCCUUAAACACUCACAUGAGAACACAUGGCAUGGCCUUCAUUAAGUCAAAAAGAAUGAGUUCAGCUGAAAAGUGAUCAGAUUAUUUGGGACGCAGAAAUCUCUCUCCACAUUGGAAUACUAAUGACAUUUUUGCUACAGAAAGUUCAAGGUAUAAUAGUGUUAACAGUACUGUUCAGGCUGUUGCAAUAUAUUCUGCAUAAAAGUGUCCCCUUCACCUCAUUGUCUAUACCCUCAAAACCAUUGAAGCAGUAUUUGAGUUGAAAAGAGUUUGUAUAUAUUUAAACUAAUAACUUUUAUACUCUUUGUUAUGUGUUUGUAUCGGUAUCUAGUGGAAAAUUUGGUUUUUUCUGUUUUGUUUCUGGUUUUUUUCUAGUAAGUUUCUUUAAAACAGAGUUCUGAAUGCUGGGGCAGUUCCUUAGGUUCUCUUAAACUGUUUCUUAUUUGAAUGCUUCUGAAAGAAAGUUUAGCUAAUGGAAGUGCAUCAGAAGGCAGUGCUUGGAGGGGAGUGGGGAGGGGAAGCAAGCUAAGGGGAGAUUUUAAAUUCUAAGAACUUGUGCUUCUAAAUGUCUAAGGAAGCUUUUAAACUU
Molecule: messenger RNA, 4834 nt
Organism: Haliaeetus leucocephalus (bald eagle)
Lineage: Eukaryota; Metazoa; Chordata; Aves; Accipitriformes; Accipitridae
Gene: ZNF532
Product: zinc finger protein 532
Exons: 11
Coding region: 425-4321 (1298 amino acids)
Source: RefSeq, a predicted model, not a curated record